UAUACCACACCGACUGGCGCCAUCGCCACGGCACUCCACGAGUCAGCACAACCCCCCGCGUCGUGGACUCGCAGCUAACAGCCUAGCACCGCCAACCCGCAAGCAGAUCAAGGGAGAUGGCCACGGCGACCUACCUCUCCUUCUCGGCGCCGCCGUCGUCGUGCGCCGGCCGGCAGCGGCGGCGGCAGGCGACGCGGGCGUCGGCGUCGGCGACGGACCGGCCGCGCGAGGUGGUGUCACCGAAGCGGCGGCUGCCGCUGCGGAAGGUGCCGGGCGACUACGGCCCGCCGGUGGUGGGCGCGCUCCGGGACCGGCUCGAGUACUUCUACGGGCCCGGCGGGCGCGACGGCUUCUUCACGGCCCGCGUCCGCGCGCACGGCUCCACCGUGGUGCGGCUCAACAUGCCGCCGGGGCCCUUCGUGGCGCGCGACCCGCGCGUGGUGGCGCUGCUCGACGCCGCCUCCUUCCCGGUGCUCUUCGACACCUCGCUCGUCGACAAGACGGACCUCUUCACCGGCACCUUCAUGCCCUCCACCGACCUCACCGGCGGCUACCGCGUGCUCUCCUACGUCGACCCCUCCGAGCCCAACCACGGGCCGCUCAAGGCGCUCCUCUUCUACCUCCUCUCGCACCGCCGCCAGCACGUGAUCCCCAAGUUCCGCGAGGUGUACGGAGACCUGUUCGGCCUCAUGGAGAACGAGCUCGCCAGGGCCGGCAAGGCCGACUUCGGCCAAUACAACGACGCCGCCGCCUUCUCCUUCCUCUGCCAGGCGCUGCUGGGGCGCGACCCCGCCGAGUCCGCGCUCCAGGGCGACGGGCCCAAGCUGAUCACCAAGUGGGUGCUGUUCCAGCUCAGCCCGCUGCUCAAUCUCGGCCUGCCCAAGCUCGUCGAGGACUCCCUGCUCCACUCGUUCCGCCUCCCGCCGGCGCUGGUCAGGAAGGACUACGACCGCCUCGCCGACUUCUUCCGCGACGCUGCCAGGGGCGUCGUCGACGAGGGCGAGCGCCUCGGCGUCCCGCGGGAGGAGGCGGUGCACAACAUCGUGUUCGCCAUGUGCUUCAACUCCUUCGGCGGCAUGAAGAUCCUGUUCCCGUCGCUCGUCAAGUGGCUGGGUCGCGCCGGCGCGCGGACGCACGGGCGGCUGGCGACGGAGGUGCGCGACGCCGUGCGCGCGCAUGGCGGCGAGGUGACCAUGAAGGCGCUGUCGGAGAUGCCGCUGGUGAAGUCGGCGGUGUACGAGGCGCUGCGGAUCGAGCCCCCCGUGGCGAUGCAGUACGGGCGCGCCAAGCGGGACAUGGUGGUGGAGAGCCACGACUACGGGUUCGAGGUGCGGGAGGGGGAGAUGCUCUUCGGCUACCAGCCCAUGGCCACCAAGGACCCACGCGUCUUCGCGCGGCCAGAGGAGUACGUGCCUGACAGGUUCCUCGGCGAGGACGGCGCGCGCCUGCUCCGCCACGUCGUCUGGUCAAACGGGCCCGAGACGGCGUCGCCCACGCUGCAGGACAAGCAGUGCGCCGGCAAGGACUUCGUCGUCCUCAUCGCGCGCCUCCUCGUCGCCGAGCUCUUCCUCCGGUACGACUCCUUCGACGUCCAGGUCGGCGCCUCCGCGCUAGGCUCGUCGGUGACGAUCACCUCGCUCAAGAAAGCAACCUUCUGAGCUCCCGCUCUGAACGCCCGUCAAAGUCGCCGGAGCCGGGGACGGGCAAUUUUUUACAGUAGAAGAAUAUACUGCGCUGUCCUCUCUGUCUCUCUCAAUAUUUUUUUUCUAGUCUUGUGCUCCUGAAUGUUCAAAAAAAAAAGUCCUGCGCUCCUGUGUCAGUGUCACUGAAUGAUCAGCAGGUAUGGACAUGUAACAAAUUUCUUUUCUUAGUAAAACGAGAACAUGUUUUCCCCAGGGACCUUUGGUGUCUCGAGAUUUCAGGUCAAGAAAAAUUGCUAGUGAUC
Panicum hallii is the source of this 1945-nucleotide messenger RNA. RefSeq names its product allene oxide synthase 1, chloroplastic. The transcript has a single exon. Gene Ontology annotation, molecular function: oxidoreductase activity, acting on paired donors, with incorporation or reduction of molecular oxygen; heme binding; iron ion binding. Lineage: Eukaryota; Viridiplantae; Streptophyta; Magnoliopsida; Poales; Poaceae. The coding region runs from base 117 to 1658 and encodes 513 amino acids. The record is from RefSeq and is a predicted model, not a curated record. Gene Ontology annotation, biological process: sterol metabolic process.